AUGUCCACCGGUACCGCGAACAUGAAGGCUGCGCCGGCUCCUCGGUUGCCGAUUUUCGGCGUCGAAAUCGAGCUAUAUGUUAAAGUCAAACCACAUAUCGAGGCUUCGAUCAGAGAAAAGAGAAGGACGAACCCCAAGUCCCUACCUGAGUGGUGGCAAAAGUGGGAUUUCGACCUUCUCAACGACCCGCCGACGGUUGAGGGGCAAAAGCAAGUCGUUUGGCAACGGCUAUUAGGAGUAUCGCCGGCCGUGCAGGCAGAUAUUGACGCUAUGCUAGGCCCGGGCAACGGAUGGAAUUGCGUAUCUGAUCCGAGUAUGGUAGAACGGAAGCUCGCACUACCCCCCAAUGCUCGAAAGUGGUGGGGGGUCGAGAUCGUCUCACCACCUAUGUCGGUAACCAAGCAAUGGCAACACGAAAUAGAGAUGAUUUAUACAGCAAUCUGCAAAAACUUCAAUAUCUGGACUACCCACUACUCUGGCUGCCACGUACAUAUAUCGCCCGGGCCAGUCCAAAUCAAGAAAAACGACUACACACUGCCCCAGCUCGUAAGCGUAGCAAAGGGGGCAUUUUUCUGGGAGGAGGCUCUACGCGAAUUCCUCCCGUCGGAUCGCCAUGACGGUGAAUAUGCCCGCCCAAACUAUAAGGUCUUUGCGACCCAGGAAUACGAGGCAGUUCGGAGUAAAGGUUGGGGACCAGUCUUUAAGAAGAUAGAGAUGUUGGCUGUCGGUGAAACCGCCAAAAGGGCCCAAAAGAACUUUAUCACCGAGAUACAAGGCGGCAAGAGAGAUGGCGACCGGUAUACCUCUUUUAACUUUACGCCAUUUCCGGAAAUCGGGACGGUUGAGUUCCGCCGCCAAGCGGGUGUUCUUUCACCUAUUACUACCACCCAUCGCAUUCUUUUAGCUCUCGGACUUCAUCUCAGUGCUCUGAGGUACGACUUCGAUGCGGCCAACGGCCGGAAGACGUACCCAAGCGCCGAAGAACUGCGCAAGGAGCUCGCUGGUUGCAUCAAGAACCUUCCCGAAACCUGCCACGGCACUCGAUUCCUCAACUACCUCAGCUGGUGCCACGAAUCCUACAAGGACGGCAAGCGUUUUACAGAGGCGCAAAUCAACGCGCGCGAGCAAGCCUUGCUCAGGGGACUCCCCCUGCCGGUACAACAGUCCGCUAUCCCGCCCCCACCCCCGCCCGAAGGAACCAUCAUCCCCGGCCAGGGCCGCCCUGCCUCGCAGGGUCAGCAAGCCCCGUCGGCAAGGGGACGCGCUCCCCCAGCAGGCGCAAACCCGGGCGUCUCCGCGGGUGCUGGCACUGGCACGGGCACGGGCACGGGCAGGAGCAGGAACACGGCCCCCCAAGGCGGCGGUGAACGCGUUCGCCCCCCGGCGGCAGCAGACACCGCCCCGCGCCCCACCACAGGCACGGGCGGUAGAAACGGCGGCACUCCACAAGGCACAGCCUCCGGUCGUGCCUCGGGCGGGCGCCCGACCGGAGGGGCGGCGAACGCUCCGUCGUCCGGUCCAGGUGGGGCUUCAGGGCCUAGGGGGCCGCCGCCGCGCCCCACGGGGGGCACGACGACGCGCCUCCCUGAACGGCCCGCACCGUCGUCGGCGUCUUCUGCGUCCCGGACUGGUGGCGGUGCGGCGGGUGGAAAUGGCAGAAGCAAUGGCGGGGCGGCUGCGUCCGCGUCCGCUUCUACUUCUACUCGUCGCACGGUUCCGGCUGGAAACAACAACGGAGGGGGUGCUGCUGCCGGCGGCGCCCCGCCGGUCCGUCGUCGGCGCCAGGAGGGGGAUGGGACUGCUUAA
This is a messenger RNA of Chaetomium fimeti, 1806 nucleotides long. RefSeq lists its product as uncharacterized. The transcript is spliced from 3 exons. The record is from RefSeq and is a predicted model, not a curated record. NCBI's taxonomy places the organism in Eukaryota, Fungi, Ascomycota, Sordariomycetes, Sordariales, Chaetomiaceae. The coding region runs from base 1 to 1806 and encodes 601 amino acids.